Molecule: messenger RNA, 1782 nt
Organism: Dromiciops gliroides (monito del monte)
Lineage: Eukaryota; Metazoa; Chordata; Mammalia; Microbiotheria; Microbiotheriidae
Product: la-related protein 1B-like
Biological process (GO): positive regulation of translation
Cellular component (GO): cytosol; cytoplasmic stress granule
Molecular function (GO): RNA binding
Source: RefSeq, a predicted model, not a curated record
AUGGCAAGGGACACACCACCAGAGGAGAGGAAGCAGAAUUCUCCAAGCGGGCCAACUAUGCCUGGCCGUGGCCGUGGCCGUGGCCGUGACCGUGACCGUGACCGUGACCGUGACCGUGACCGUGACCGUGGCCGUGACCAGGGCCCGGCCCCAGCCUUGCGGGGAAGGACCUUGUCUGCUGAGAGCUGCGUCCCUCCACGCGAGGAGGCGGCCUGGGCUGCCUCGGCGGCCGAGCCCGGGCCUGUCCCCGCUAUGGGUAUGGGCGCGGGAGCUGCCAAGAGAGCCGGGGCCGCCGUCCCCGUUGCCACAGUGGAGGCGCGGCAGCUGGCGCCCUGCGACACCAACGCUGCCGCCGCCGCUGCAGUGGCCCUGGGCCACGGCGUGCCCCAAGCGCCGGUGCCCCUGAAGCCCCUAGGACGGCCCUUGGUCCACAAGGCUGGCAAGCCCGGGAGCCCCCUGGGGCCCGAGGACCGAGAAGACCACGCUGAUGGCCAUGUGGCCGACGGUGACAGCGCCCCCGCCCGGCAGCGGCCCCGGGUCCUGCCGCCCACGGAGAAGCCCUGCGCGGGGAAGCCUCCGGCCCUGGGGGCCACCUCAACCGGGCCCAAAACCGGGCCCAAACCCGGGCCGCCGCCGCCGCCGCCGCCGCCGCCGCCGCCAACGCCCGAGCCAGCUGAGCCAGCACGAAGCUCCCCACAAAUUAGAAAAGCCGGACAACCCAAGACCCAGACCACCAGCAUGGCUUGUGACUUCAGUGACAUCGCAAAUUGGCCAACCCCAAGUGAACUGGGGGACAUUGAACGCCACAAGGUCACCAAUCAACCAAAGAAGAAGCCACAAGACAGAACACAAAAGGAGGAGAAGACUGAAAAGAGAACCGACGGGGAAAGCAGAGACAACCCUGAAGCAAAGCUCGAUGUGCCUGGAGAAAAUGUCAGUGAGGGAGAGGCGAAGUCCAAUCAUCGAAGAAAAAGAGCUAAUAAGCCCAAGUGGGUACCACUUCAUUUGGACGAUGUAAGACCUGAUAGGCGAGAAAGACGAGGGUCACGGAACAGCUCCAGAUCUCAGCCAGAGCCCAAUGAGUCCGCACAGAACAACCCACCAAAUGACUCACCAAGUUGGAGACGUGAGACAGACAACAGAGAUGAUCAGGAUGAAGUUUCCAGUGGAAGAAGUGCAGGUGGCACGAUUCCAGGUCGCUUUAGACGUCCGGGAAGAGGACCUGGCUGGGGACGAGGCCGAGACAGAGGCCACCCUCCAAGGACCUUGGAGUAUUCCUAUGGGUAUCCAGAACCACAUGGUGAAAGCCCUGAGCAGCCAUUUCAACCACAACUUUACACUAGCAUCAUGUAUUACUAUGGCGAUGGCACAGGAGUGCUGCUGUAUUAUGUGGAUGAAUCGCUGCUCAAAGAAUACAUCAAGCGCCAAAUUGAAUAUUACUUCAGUAUAGAAAAUUUGGAACGGGACUUCUUUCUUAGGAGGAACAUGGAUGAACGCGGUUUCUUGCCGAUUUCUCUGAUUGCGAGUUUCCCGCGUGUUCAAGCCCUGACUACAAAUGUUCAUCUCAUUGUGGAGGCUUUGAAAGACAGUGCAGAAGUGGAAAUCGUGGGCCAGAACAUGAGGAAAAAGGUGGCACCAGAACAAUGGCCAAUUCCUGACACUCCUCCACGCAAUGUGCCACAAAUCGACUUCUCUCAGCUCGUCGACUGCCCAGAGUUCGUACCAAAGCAAGCCUUUUACUCACGGACUGGCUUUUCUUCUGCCACAACAGAUGACCACUAG